Messenger RNA from Schizophyllum commune H4-8, 1489 nucleotides. RefSeq lists its product as uncharacterized. Gene Ontology annotation, biological process: calcium ion transmembrane transport; intracellular calcium ion homeostasis. NCBI's taxonomy places the organism in Eukaryota, Fungi, Basidiomycota, Agaricomycetes, Agaricales, Schizophyllaceae. The transcript has 5 exons. Bases 1 to 1290 code for a protein of 429 amino acids. Gene Ontology annotation, molecular function: calcium channel activity; calcium ion binding. The record is from RefSeq and is a predicted model, not a curated record.
AUGCGGAAGGCCUUGUUCUUUGACGUCUUCCUGCGAGACCAUACACAUCUAAUGCACUAUCAUCGCCACGCUCUUCAUCUCCCUCGUCUGGGGGCACGUCAGCGAGUAAUCAAGUCCCGCAUCGAGCUCUACGUGUCCGUCAAGAACACGUUCAAGCCGCUGCUGUACGCCGCGAGUGGCUGGGCGAGCUGGGUCAUCAUCUUCGCCCACAUAUUCAAGUUGUACGACACCAACAACGAGGAGACGAGCCAGGCGGCCUAUCUGGACAGGGUCUAUCAAGUCAUCGAGUUCCUAUUCUUCUUCGCCCUGGUCGUGUGCCUGCAGAAGAUGCUGUCCCACGCCAUCGCGUUUGACUUCUACCGCACCGCAUUUGAGGAGCGUAUUGAGGAGAACCGCUCCCGCUCAUCGGGGUUCAACAAGUUCGGCUUCAACACUCCGACGCUCGAAAAGACCGGCUUCGAGUUUGGCACCAAGAAGAAGCGCGAGCAGCGCAACAGCCGCGAGGUGGACACGGACGACGGUCAUGACGCGGACGGCGAGGACGACAAGGACCGCACGCUCGUGGACAAGAAGGCUGACAUGUACAUGGAGCUCAUGGGCAGCUCGUCGCGCCCGAUGACGCCUGCGUUGACGAAUACGCUCUCGCUGCAUUGCUACCCGCCCACUGGCACGGGCCUCCCAGGCGACGAGACGCCGGAAGUGCUCACGCAGGCUGCAAAGGCGCUGAAGACGGUCGUUCUUCACGACGCGCGCAACUAUAAGGGCAAGCAGAGCGACAACGGGCUUAUCUGGAACGUCAACAGCACGAGCGAGGCCAAGCGCCUCGCCCGUAUCUUGUACUUCCGCCUCAAGCACCCGAAGCGCUCGUACCUGCUGCCCGAGGACCUCAACCCGGCUUUCUCCUCGCCCGAAGAAGCGCAGAAGGCAUUCCGCGUCUUCGACAAGGAUAACAACGGCGAUUUUACGCGCGCAGAGAUUAAACAGACGCUCGUCAAGGUCUACAAGGAGCGCCGCUGCCUCUCGAUGCGCGACGUUGGCUCCGCUCAGAAGAUCCUCGACAAAUUUUUGCUGUUCUUCGCCUUCGUCGUUUUGUUCUUCAUCUCGCUCAGCGUCUUCGGCGUCGACAUCGGCUCCAGUUGGUGGGGUAGUAACUCUAAGGUACUAUCUCACCGUUUGGUACACCACGGCCUUGGGCGGGGGUCGGACGGACAUCCGGCGGAUGACCUCCGGCGUGGUCUGCGGAAUGUCGGGCGACAUCCCGCGAGACGUCCCCGGGCAUUGAAACAGUAGUAGCCCGACCUCGCGAGACGUGAUAUGCCAGUGACAUCUCUCGAUAGACAUCCCUCGUCGUGCUCGAGACAGCAGGAGGUAUCCCUCGUAUCGAUACCCAGCUAGCUUCGUAUCGAAAUAUUAAUUCUGGCUCAUUUUCUCACUCACUCGCGUCGUUUGGGGUGUGCAAUCAUCACAAGUCAUCUGUAUUCAGCCUCAC